AGCCUUCCAGCCUCCCAACAAAACAAAAAAUAACAGCACAAGCAGCGUAAAGCCACACGCAAAGCUAUAUUUUUCAUCUCUCUUUACCCACAAAACAAACUAUGUGUAAUCCAAAUCCAUCUUCUCCCUCUCUAUCACUCUCUUCCAAGAAAACCCAUAACGUAAAUCUCAUCAAGUCUACGGAUCUUCAACCAGAUAGUACUGAAGAGCUUCAUAGGUGGCCAACACCUUCUGAGGCCUUGGAAGAAAUCAAAGCCAUAGGGAAAAUCUCAGGCCCAACAGCCAUCACAGGUCUACUUCUAUACUCAAGAGCCAUGAUCUCCAUGCUUUUUCUCGGCUAUCUUGGAGAGCUUGAGCUCGCCGGAGGAUCUCUCUCCAUCGGCUUCGCCAACAUCACCGGCUACUCCGUGAUCUCCGGCUUGGCCAUGGGAAUGGAACCCAUUUGCGGACAAGCUUACGGCGCAGAACAAUGGAAGCUUCUCGGCUUAACUCUGCAAAGAACAGUGCUUCUCCUCCUCUCCACCUCCAUUCCCAUCUCUUUCAUGUGGCUAAACAUGAAGAGAAUCCUCUUGUGGUGCGGUCAAGACCAACAAAUAUCAUCAGUCGCCCAUACUUUCAUUCUCUUCUCCAUUCCAGACCUCUUCUUCCUUUCACUUCUUCACCCUCUUCGAAUCUAUCUCAGGACCCAAAGCGUCACAUUACCGUUAACUUACUGUUCAGCCAUCUCUGUUCUCCUCCAUGUCCCAAUCAAUUUCCUUCUUGUCAUCCAUUUCAAGAUGGGUAUUUCAGGGGUUGCAAUAGCAAUGGUUUGGACUAAUCUCAAUCUCUUCCUCUUGCUUUCUUCCUUCAUAUACUUCUCCGGCGUGUAUAAAAAGUCGUGGGUAUCUCCGAGCAUGGAUUGCCUCCGGGGAUGGUCGUCUUUGCUCGCCCUGGCGAUUCCGACCUGCAUCUCCGUCUGCCUUGAAUGGUGGUGGUAUGAGUUCAUGAUAUUGCUGUGUGGACUUCUUGUCAACCCGAAAGCAACUAUUGCUUCCAUGGGAAUUCUCAUCCAGACCACCUCUCUUGUCUACGUUUUCCCCUCAGCUCUCAGUCUUGGAGUUUCCACAAGAAUUGGGAAUGAAUUAGGCGCAAACCGGCCGGAAAAAGCCAGAAUUUCCAUGAUCGUCUCCCUAGUCUGCGCCGUCGGAUUAGGCCUCGCAGCCAUGCUGUUCACAACGCUAAUGAGGCAUCAAUGGGGGAAGUUCUUCACAACCGAUGCAGAAAUUCUAGACCUUACUGCAAUUGCAUUGCCCGUCGCCGGGCUCUGCGAGCUCGGAAACUGCCCGCAAACCACCGGCUGCGGAGUUUUGAGGGGCAGCGCGAGGCCGACCAUCGGAGCAAACAUCAAUUUGGGCUCAUUCUAUCUAGUGGGCAUGCCUGUGGCAAUCUUCUUGGGGUUUGUGGUAAAAAUAGGGUUCUCGGGGCUCUGGCUAGGCUUGCUUGCGGCGCAGGCUUCUUGUGCUCUGCUCAUGCUUUAUGUUCUCAGCAACACGGAUUGGACGGUUCAGGUAGAGAGAGCAAGGCAACUCACACAGACUUAUACUACGUCUCCACCUCCGUUGCCAAUAUCAUCAUCAUCAUCAUCACCGGCGACAUCUAACAGUGAGGAAUCCGACAAGAAGGCUAAUCUUGAAGAGAUACUGUGCAUUAAUGGUGAUGAUCAGCUUCUGAAGUUAGCCUCUCUUGAAACAGACCCUCUUAUAUCUACUCGACAUCAUACAGUGGAUUGAUGGGAUUUUCACUUCCGCCAUUUUUCCCCCAGCUCAUGUGAAAAUUAUUUAGAUUAAACUCCUUUUAUUUCAAAAGUUAUUGUAUUAACAAUAAAUUAAUUAAUUAAUUUAAAAAAAAAAAAAAAAAAACCAUUGU
This is a messenger RNA of Alnus glutinosa, 1905 nucleotides long. RefSeq names its product protein DETOXIFICATION 48. NCBI's taxonomy places the organism in Eukaryota, Viridiplantae, Streptophyta, Magnoliopsida, Fagales, Betulaceae. Gene Ontology annotation, biological process: xenobiotic detoxification by transmembrane export across the plasma membrane. The transcript has 2 exons. Gene Ontology annotation, cellular component: membrane. The coding region runs from base 102 to 1769 and encodes 555 amino acids. The record is from RefSeq and is a predicted model, not a curated record. Gene Ontology annotation, molecular function: antiporter activity; xenobiotic transmembrane transporter activity.